Messenger RNA from Funneliformis caledonium, 229 nucleotides. NCBI's taxonomy places the organism in Eukaryota, Fungi, Glomeromycota, Glomeromycetes, Glomerales, Glomeraceae. The record is from the annotation of a GenBank genome assembly.
AAGGUCAAAAGUAUACUUGCAAUUAUAUGUACCGACUAACUUCUGGACGAGAGGGAAGAGUAUCCGAGAAGAAAAAUAAUAUUAUCCGUAAAGAAAUUGGAGUAUACUCGGAUACUGCUAAUCAAGAAUAUUCUGACACAGCUGGUCAAGAAUAUCUGAAUACAGCUGGACAAGAAGAUUAUCCGAAUACUUCUUGGAAGAGAACCGCCUGGAUACUGUUGGGCAAUAG